GGAAAAAGAAGAGUAGUCAGCUGCCAAGAGUGUAACGUAAACCACCAGCUCGCAGAUAGAAAUACGAUGGAUUUCAAUGUGAAAAAAUUAGCCUCCGGAGCUGGACUGUUCUUCACACGAGCUGUCCAGUUCACAGAGGAGAAGUUGGGCCAGGCGGAGAAGACUGAGUUGGACGCUCACUUUGAGAACCUGAUGAGCCGCGCAGACUGCACCAAACACUGGACUGAGAAGAUCUACAGACAGACUGAGGUCCUGCUGCAGCCCAACCCAAGUGCCAGAAUUGAGGAGUUUCUCUAUGAAAAGUUGGACAGGAAGGCUCCUUCCAGAAUUACCAAUGGAGAGCUGCUGGGUCAAUAUAUGCAGGAUGCAGCAAAGGAAUUUGGUCCAGGAACUCCAUAUGGGAGCACUUUGAUAGAGGUGGGUGAGUGUGAGAGAAGACUAGGAGCAGCAGAGAGGGAGUUCCUACAGACCUCAGCCAUCAGCUUUCUUACCCCUCUCAGGAAUUUUCUGGAAGGAGACUGGAGGACCAUCUCAAAAGAACGUCGUCUUCUGGAGAAUCUUCGCCUGGACCUGGACGCCUGUAAAACACGCCUGAAGAAGGCCAAGGUGGCCGAGGCUAAGGCUGCUAUGGCUCCAGAUUUUCAGGAGACCAGACCACGCAACUAUGUGCUUUCUGCCAGUGCCUCUGCGCUCUGGAGUGAGGAAGUGGAAAAAGCUGAGCAUGAACUGCGAGUGGCCCAGACAGAGUUUGACCGCCAAGCAGAGGUUACACGGCUGCUGUUGGAGGGCAUCAGUAGUACACAUGUCAACCACUUGCGCUGCCUCCAUGAGUUUGUGGAGGCCCAAGCAGCUUACUAUAAACGCUGUCAUGUCCACAUGCAAGAACUGCAGAAAGAACUUGGAAGGCUUCCCAAUGCUUUUGCUCUGAACUCCACUCAGCCCAUGGCUACUGCUGGCUCUGCAUCAGAAGGCACCAGCAGCCCUGCUGAGACUGACACACUUAAGAUUGAGGAAGUUCAGGCACCAGCUACAGGAACCCGCAAGGCCAAAGUCCUUUACGAUUACGAUGCUGCUGACUCCAGUGAGCUCUCCCUUUUAGCUGAUGAGCUCAUUACGGUUUAUACAGUGCCGGGAAUGGACUCUGACUGGCUGGUUGGAGAGCGAGGAAACCAGAAAGGAAAAGUGCCUGUUACAUACCUGGAGCUGCUCAGCUAAAGAACACACACACACACACACACACACACACACACACACACACACACACACACACACGUGCAUGCGUGUGAGUGGGUACUACUACUAAAGCCAUGAGGAUAUUUCAUUCACUGAAAUGAAUUCACACUCUUACACUAACAUGUAACCUUCAGUACCACUCCUUCACAAUAAGCAUUAGCACACUCGUUAAGUUAGCCAUGCACACACUCAUCUGUGUGCUUCUCAGAACACACUGAAGUAUAUUCACAUGACGCUGACAGCAGUGACUCAGAAGACACUGUUGAUUUUGGGAAAGUCCCCAUGAGGGAUGCUUAACAUUCCUUUUAGACUUGUUUGGUUUUCUUAUCAGUUAUUGUUGUGCAUCCUAACGACUCCAGUAGAGCUUUCCAUGGCUGGAUGAAGUUUAGCUGUGACAAACUGUGACACAGUCUUCAGAGGGAUUUCCAACCAAAUUAUGUUCAUGUCUUCAUCGUUUCCUAAAGCCGCCUUUGUUCAUACUUUUUUUUUCUGAACUCUGAUGGAAACAAAUCUAGAGUUGUGUUGCCUCUAAAAUAUGAAUAUGAAGUUUGUGUUUUUUCUGUUUAUGUAUUAAGGUUAGAAGUAGGAGGUUGCACUGAUCUGACUCUGAGUGAAGCAGCUUGGUGCGUUUGUCCUCAGAAGGCGGCAGUAGGGAUAAAACAAGCAUGCAAUAACAGCACCUCCGUGAUUCUCCUGUCUAAAGAGGCGAUGACAAGUGUUAUCCGUCACUUGAGCCAUUCAGGACCGUUCAUCUCGGUAUGACAGCCUUCACUGAAGAAGUGAAAGUACGUGUGGGCAAACAGACAGUGGAUCUUUUGAGCACACCGUGACAGAUUGGUCAUUACGAUGUGUUGACGCGGGACAUUUCCAGUAAUUACCAGCCAUGGACAAGGAAAACCAUUCAUGCCAAUAAGGUUUAUUUUAGAUUCAUAAAAGAAAGUUAAAGAUUGGACCACUUCCUAUUUCUAGUAGAGAAAUGUCUGCUGCUGUUCUCCUUCCUUCCAAUAUAACAUGGACACAAUUGUAUUUCUUGUGUGUUUUUUUUUUCUUUUUUAAUUUGUGAAAGUAUUAAAUAUGAUAAAGUGCUUACACUGAAGAACAAUAAUUAUAGAACAGCAACUGAAGUUUUUCAUGGAUGUUUUAUCAUCUUUAACUCCUGGGAAGCAGAUUUGCCUUAACUGCUUAUUGAAAUGAAUGUAAUUCCUCUGUUAUUUUAAGCGACAAUAACAUUUUGUGGACAGUCGGAGGGAACAUUACUAGCAACAGUUUUGCUUGAUUGUCAUUCACUUGCUUGGAUUAGACUUUCCCUCAUUUAUUUAUUUAUUUAUUUAUUUAUUUAUUUGCCUCCCAUGCCUUUCCACAGUACUGAAGGUGUCCCUUUGGACAAUAUGAACACCUGUACAGCAAAUAAACAUGAACACUCCCAUCCUAACUGCCUUAAGAUGAUGGGAAUGAACUCCUAAGGCCAUCUUCUGCAAACCAGAGAAUGUGCUCUUCACAACAACAUGUUCAGAGACUUAAUGUACACCACACACAGCAUGCAAGACUGUAACUCCUUAUCACAUGUGUUUGUGUGACUGGUUUGCCCAUGAGUGUGUUUUGAAUUUACAACGUUCCUGUUUGUUGCUCUUACUGUAUGUCUGUUAAUACUUUAAAAUGCGUUCAGUCUUCGUGCUGCAUGUGCUACAGCUAGUAGCCUGUCCUGCUGGACAUCUGCGUGUGUAUAGGAGUAUGUAGGUGAUCUGUUUGUGUGAGAUCUAUAGCACCAAAAUGUGUGCACAAAAAUGAAUUUGCUGUCUCACAGUAGUAUGUGUACAUGCAUGCACUCUGUCCUUUUUAUUUAUUUAUUAUUUGUUUGUGAAAUGAGCACAAUGAAAAUGCAAAAAUCCAUCAGCAGAGAGGAAGUGAGUGAACCCUUCCUUACUUACUUUUAAACAAUGGGACAAGCAUGUACGACUGGGGGCUGAUCAUUAUUGUCGGCAGACACGUGCAGUCCACAUCGGAUGUCCUGCUCCCUUGUGCUCGUUUUACAAACAGUGGGGGAAUUUUAUUUUUCAAAAAAUUUUUUUACUCAUGCUGUUGUGAUUCUGUUGUACCUCAUCUUGUAUUAUUAUUUUGUCAAAGUACAUGUUGCCUGCCUGUUCCUUAAUCAAGCUGAAUAAAUGAAUUAUAUGGGA
Molecule: messenger RNA, 3410 nt
Organism: Chelmon rostratus (copperband butterflyfish)
Lineage: Eukaryota; Metazoa; Chordata; Actinopteri; Chaetodontiformes; Chaetodontidae
Product: endophilin-B2-like
Exons: 11
Coding region: 67-1215 (382 amino acids)
Biological process (GO): membrane organization
Cellular component (GO): membrane; cytoplasm
Molecular function (GO): protein binding
Source: RefSeq, a predicted model, not a curated record